ACUUUGAAUCGGCGAAGGACUUUAAUCUUUGACACUCUCAAUAAUUGAUCAUAUGAUUUAAAACAUUUAUAACUAAUUACGAAUUGUAAAUACAAUGAAUUAAGCGAACAACAAUAUCUGCGGACGUGCAUUAUAUAUUUUCCUUAUCUGUAUGACUUGUGAUACCUAAAUUUGUAUUUGUUUUAAAAAAUUAAAUAUUUAUCUGCUAUUAUUAUUGCGAUAAUGGUUGUGUUAAGAAUUCUUUAUAGAAAUUUUCGUAUAUCAGAGAGGCGUUUUUCGGCAACAUCUGUAAACAGGGAUAAGUAUAGUUGUAAGAUAUUGGUUGUUGGUGGUGGUGCAGGAGGCUGUUCGACAGCAGCAAAAUUUGCAAGAACUUUGAAAAAAAAUGAGUUGAUUGUAUUGGAACCAAGUGAAUAUCACUACUACCAGCCUCUGUUUACAAUAAUAGGUGGUGGAACCUCCACAAUACAGGAAGCCAGGAGAAAAGAAUCGGAUGUCCUUCCCAAAAAUUGUACGUGGAUAAAAGAUAAAGCAGCUUUGUAUGAUCCCGACAAAAGUUUUGUGACUACAGAAAAAGGAGAUGUCAUUGAAUAUGAUUACAUGUUGAUUGCAGUAGGAUUGGAACUUAGAUACGACCUGAUUCCAGGAUUACAAGAAGCUUUGGACAAAUCCAGCAAUGUAUGCUCAAUAUAUUCACCUAAAUAUGCCCCGCAAGUUUUUGAAGUGUUGAAGAAUUUGAAAGAUGGUGCUGCACACUUUACGUUUCCUAAUUCACCAGUAAAAUGUCCGGGAGCGCCUCAAAAAAUUUGUUAUAUAUCCGAUCAUUAUUUAAGAAAGCAAAACAGAAGGGACAACGUAAAUAUAACCUAUAACACCUCUCUUCCUGUAAUUUUUGGUGUGAAGAAAUAUGCAGAUGCUCUAUGGAAACUAUGCAAGUCACGAAAUAUCGAUGUAAACUUGAGAACUAAUUUAGUAAACGUAAAUUCGGUUAAUAAUGAAGCAACUUUUCAAAAUUUGGAUAAUCCUGAUGAGAAAAAAACUGUUAAGUUUUCCAUGCUUCACGUUGUACCCCCAAUGGCAACGCCACUUUCGUUAUCAAGUAACAAGAAAAUUUCAAACGAAGCGGGAUUUGUGAAUGUCCAUAAACAUACACUGCAACAUAUUGUAUACCCGAAUAUUUUUAGUAUUGGUGAUUGUGCGUCUACCCCGAACUCAAAAACGGCAGCUGCUGCAGCUGCUCAAACCGAAGUGGUUUUCAGAAACCUCAGCGCAGUCAUGAAUGGUCAAUCCCUACCUCUUUCUUAUGAUGGGUACGCAUCCUGUCCAUUGGUUACAGGAUAUGAUAAAUGCAUUUUAGCCGAAUUCGAUUACAAUUUAAAUCCACUGGAAACGUUUCCGUUUGACCAAGAUAAAGAGUUAAGAUCUAUGUACAUCUUGAAGAAAAUAUUUAUGCCACAGUUAUAUUGGAAUUUGAUGUUGAACGGUUAUUGGAAUGGACCUGCUCUCUUUAGAAGGAUAAUGCAUCUGCAGUUUAUGGAUAAGAAGCCCCCUGCGAAAUCCUAGGACUGAAACUUUACAUUUGUUUCUACUAUUGUUAUUGUUGAUAUUUGAUUAUUAAAUUUUAUAAUUAUACAAA
Diorhabda carinulata is the source of this 1636-nucleotide messenger RNA. RefSeq names its product sulfide:quinone oxidoreductase, mitochondrial (gene Sqor). Gene Ontology annotation, cellular component: mitochondrion. The record is from RefSeq and is a predicted model, not a curated record. The transcript has 7 exons. Gene Ontology annotation, molecular function: sulfide:quinone oxidoreductase activity; FAD binding. The coding region runs from base 223 to 1563 and encodes 446 amino acids. Lineage: Eukaryota; Metazoa; Arthropoda; Insecta; Coleoptera; Chrysomelidae.